Messenger RNA from Bactrocera tryoni, 921 nucleotides. Its product is annotated as calphotin-like. The record is from RefSeq and is a predicted model, not a curated record. NCBI's taxonomy places the organism in Eukaryota, Metazoa, Arthropoda, Insecta, Diptera, Tephritidae. The transcript is spliced from 3 exons. Bases 1 to 921 code for a protein of 306 amino acids.
AUGGCCAAAUUCCUCAUUGUUCUAUGCUCCUUCAUUGCUUGCGCUGUCGCUAAGCCAGAUAUCAUUGCUCCAUUGGCCGCAGUCCCGCUUGCCACCGCCGCAAUCAAUGCCCCAUUGGAUGCUGCUUAUGCCAGCAGUCGUCUUGAUAUUCAGCAGAGAUAUGGCGCCGCUCUAUUUGCUGCAGCACCCGCUAAACUUGUCGCCUCCGCACCAGUUGCCGCUCCAUUGGCUGCUGCUCCCGCUAAAAUUGUGGCUUCCGCUCCAUUAGCUGCUCCUUUGGCUGCUCCAGCUGCCGUUCCAGUAGCCGCCCCUCUUGCCUACACCAACCUGCCUCUGGAUGCCGCUUCCGCCAGCAGCCGUUUGGAUAUUCACCAGAACUACGGAGCCGCUGUAGUACCCGCCACCUUUGCCGCUGCACCAGCUAAACUUGUCGCCUCCGCACCAGUUGCCGCUCCAUUGGCUGCUGCCCCCGCUAAAAUUGUGGCCUCCGCUCCAUUAGCUGCUCCAGCUGCCGUCCCAGUAGCCGCCCCUCUUGCCUACACCAACCUUCCUUUGGAUGCCGCUUCCGCCAGCAGUCGUUUGGACAUUCACCAGAACUACGGAGCCGCUGUAGUACCCGCCACCUUUGCCGCUGCACCAGCUAAACUUGUCGCCUCCGCACCAGUUGCCGCUCCAUUGGCUGCUGCCCCCGCUAAAAUUGUGGCCUCCGCUCCAUUAGCUGCUCCUUUGGUUGCUCCAGUAGCCGCCCCUCUUGCCUACACCAACCUCCCUCUGGAUGCCGCUUAUGCCAGCAGCCGUCUUGACAUCCAACAGAACUACGGAUCCGCCGUAGUCCCAGCUACUUUUGCCGCUGCACCUGCUAAACUUGUUGCUCCAGUCGCUCCAGUAGCACCACUCGCAGCCGCCACAUCUCUGUGGUAA